Molecule: messenger RNA, 3297 nt
Organism: Danio aesculapii
Lineage: Eukaryota; Metazoa; Chordata; Actinopteri; Cypriniformes; Danionidae
Gene: sanbr
Product: SANT and BTB domain regulator of CSR
Exons: 21
Coding region: 453-2660 (735 amino acids)
Source: RefSeq, a predicted model, not a curated record
UCGAGUGCACAGCACAGCGGCAGAGCGCAGGAUGUGGAGAGCUAAUCCUCUUUCACGGGCGGCUUUCGAUCGUUUUAUCCAGCUCGCUUGAUCAGGCUCGGGUCAACGAGCUUUGGCAUCACGACAAAUCGCAGCAGACGGGCGUAACGUUACAGACAGGCGGCAGAGGGAAGAGGAGGAGGCUCGAUCGGGGACACUGCAGCAUCAUCAUCAUCAUCACCACUCUCUCUCUUCAACAUCUCUGGCAUUUUAUAACACGAGCAGACACAAGGACGUGGGUAGUCAUGCCCACCCUAUCAUUUGAUUUCAACCUUAGUUUUUACUGUUAUUUGCAUACGCUGUGCGGAUGCGAACUUUUCUGGUUUACCCGGAUCAAAUCAAAGUAAGCCACACAGCAUCUCAUUUGAUGUUGCUCAAAUCCAGCCCGGUGUCUGCAGCCCCGCUCAGCUGGAAUGAAAGAAGAGCACUGCUUUCAGAGGAAACCGCGCAUCCAUCUGGAACAGGAAAUGAAUCGUCUUUGCUCUGUUAAUAAUAACUUUCCGUAUGACAACAACCUCCUGGUGCUGGACAUUGUGCUGAGCUCACUGUGGGCAUCGCCUCAGCCAAUCAACUGGGAGAAUGUUGCCAAGCUAGUGCCGGGGUUCACACCUAAAGAGUGUGCUCGGAGGUUUGAAGAGCUGAAGACUACAGGCAGUUUUCCUCAUGUCGAUGAGCAGUGUAACCCACUGACCGGAGCAGUGAGCUCUCCAUCAGAGUCCUUUUCCACCUAUAUCAAAUCCAAUGUACUGGACAUUACCAGAGAUACAGGGGAACCACAGUCCAAUCAGACCACUCUCUCAGUGUCAGGCCUCAAUGUUCUCCCUACUGGUCGAGGAGCCUCUGCUGAGACUGAGACUGCAGAUCCUGCCAAGAACACUGAGAGAACAGAAGAAAAUAAAAGCCCCAACAUGGUCAUCCACGUUUGCGAUGAGGCCAAAAACCUGAAGCAGGACUUUGUGUGUCCAAGGAACCUUCUAGUGAAAGAGAUGCGUUACUUUGAGGAAUAUCUGUCUGUGGACCCACAGCGCUGGGACGAGGUGGACAUUUCUGUUCACUGUGACGUCCAGAUCUUCGACUGGCUCAUGAACUACGCCAAGAGUCACAACACAGAACAAUCACACGGGAAACAUACAGAGAAACCAAAACUGGAGCACAGCAAUGUCAUCUCAAUCCUGAUCUCCUCCGAGUUCUUGAAGAUGGAAACUUUAGUCGACGAGUGUAUCCAGUAUUGUCACAAGCAUAUGAGUGCCAUCAUAGCAACACCGUGCAAUAUGAACUGCAUCAACAACAACCUGGCCGGACGCAUUGCUGAUCUCUUCAACCAUAAUGAGGCAGAUGAUCUCAAGGACAAAAAAGACAAAUUCAAAAGUAAACUGUUUCAAAAGAAGAUUGAGAGAAUAUUUGAUCAUGGUUAUCAGAAUCACGAUUCCCCUGGUAAUGCAUCUACUCUGUACAGAUGUGGACUUUGCCUUAAACUUCUAACCAAAGAAACGGAGAGAAAAAUCCCUUGUGUUCCAAACAAGAUCAACAUAGAUGCCCGAGGAAACAUUGUAUUCACUCAUUGCAGACAUAAGGCCUGGGAUGUUCAUGAGUAUGUGAAUGUGCUUUAUGAAGAGUUGAAGUCAUGGGUUCUGGUCUACUGGAGGAUCUGGGGCACUAUCAACUUCCUUACAUGUUCACGCUGCAAACAGGCAUUCUUGUGUACAGAGUUGGGUCAGUGUAGGUAUCACCCAGAGGCGGUUGUGUAUCCUGGCAUUGGGGCAGAUCAUAGAUGGCAUGGUGUUGGUGUUUACCCUUGCUGCAACCAGAAAGUCCUACGAUUCGAUCCCUCAUUCAUGCCCAAGGGCUGUAAAAUAAGAGACCACAUUGUGAGUGCGGCAGAUGGUGGUGACUGUAGCGAUCACAAUGUAAACUCAACCCAGACCAGAAUACUCAAUGACCUGCUGCUGCACAGAGACGCUGUGUGUGUGCCAGAGAGCUCUGAGGAUCUUUCUGUAGGCAGUGAACAUGUGCCAGGAUGUGAUGUUAUGCUUGAGCCAGGGGUGCUUACAGCUCACAGACCCAAGGAAACCACAGCUUUUUCGCUCUUAAAAAAUUGGAGUCUUCAGCUGCGCCAGCAGUCUCUACUAUCUGAAGAUGAAGAGUACACUACAGGGUCAGAGGUCACCGAGGAUGAGGUUGGGGAUGAAGAAGACACAUCAAAAAAACAAGCUGCAAAGAAAGCAAGGAAAUCUGGCAAACCAUUGAAAAGACAAGUGUCCUCCCCCAAUUUUCACCGUAAGGAGAAAUCAGGAGAAAAGGCACCAUCUCGAGAUACAACCCCAUUCACCGUCAGCAUCCAGAAGAAUAAGUGGGAUAGCAAUCGCUCCAUGAGGUACAAUCAGGAUGCACAGAGGGAGGAGGAUCAGAGGAGAAUGGAGGAGAUUAUAGCCAAUCUCACUAAAAUGCGCUUUGGUGACCAGGAGCAGACAAAGUUUAAAGACACAAAAGAGCCUGCAGGAGGCCUCUACUCGAGACUUGAGGCCCAGUUUAAGGCCUCCUCACAGUCCAGCGCAAGACAGAGCAGCUCAGAGAAAACUCUAAGAGCAAAGACACGCUCGGGGCCGUCAAGACCGACUUAGACGAAAGACUGAGCUAAGUGGAUGAGUUUUUGAAAAGGAGGAGGUAAAAGAGCUUGCUGCUGUUUGACGAGGCAGAAGAAUGCAUCACUUUCUCUUCGCCAUCCUCUUCUCCACUCCUCACCUCCCUCCUGACACAGCAGGAAGAGCAUUAAUCUUUUCCAUUACAAUCUCCGGAGAAGAAUGGUUCACUGGUGUGGUCGCUGAUGUCAUAGUUGUAGCUGCAGAACAAAAACAAUGGACCUAAUAAAAACCCUUGGUUGCACUGUAAACAGUAAAGGCUUUUGGCUGCUAUUGAAUGCAUCUACUGAAAACAAUCUUUAUUUAGCAUCGUUUGCUUCAUCUCAUCUCAUGUCUAGCUCAGGAUUCAUCCCAGCCGUGGUGUCCCUGCUUCAUUCUAGCCGACUCAGGUGACCAGACAAAGCUCAUCUCUGUGGUUCUGACCCUGCACUUUAAGCCGUCCUAAUGCAAUGACUCAAACCUGUAUAAUACGCAGAGAAGCCACUGGGUAAAGAGUGACGUUGACGACUAAUACCUGUGUGGUCCAUCGUUUUGUUGCACUGGAACUAGAACUGUGCCAUAUGGACCGAUGUGACAUGGAGUAGACACAGAAUAAAUAGAAUAAAUCAUUUAAAAAAGA